GAUUUCUGACAGACCAGAAAUCGAAUCGCCCAGACUGCAGAAAAGGAGAGGGACUUUUUGAAGAUAAAAAAAAAACCCUCUCCUUGACUUGCAUUUCAAAACAACAGACCCUUUCUCAAGAAAAAAGGAAGAAAAAAGUUACAAGAGGUGAACAGGAAAGUGGGUAUGAGGUAGAGCUCUGCACAGGUCCACCACAGACGUCACAUGGUGUGGAUUUCCGCUUUGACAUAUUUCACAGCACAGCGAGGUUGGGCCUCACAACCACUGAAAAGCUGCAGCAGCAACACAUGAUGGUGCUUUGAGGACUACUCUACCAUGCAGUCCACUAUGAAUUUCAAUGGAUUUGAGCGCCAGAGCAGCCAAGACAAUUACAUUGUGGAUAACACUCCGAGGAAGAAGUGUUCCCUGUGGUACCGGCGCUCACUGAGGGGAAACAAUGAGCGACCCCGGCAGAACACAGCAUCUCUGCCCAGAGUGCGCAAGGUGAGACAAUAAAUCAAGUCUUAAAUACUGCAGCUUUGACAUUCUUCUGCUUUUUUGACAUCAUUUUAGAAAACAAAAAGCGUCAGAUUAGAAAUGGUUCAUUCAGUUGAUUUGAGUGAAAAGCACUCCACCGAUUUUACAGCAGCAGCUUCUGCAACAGGGCAAAAGCUCUUCAACUAUUUUAAUCUUUAAAGGUUAUGUAACUCACAUAUGUAAUGCUUUAGGCUCAACACGUACAGGUUUACACAUUCAACAAUUUUAACAAAGGAACUCUGCAUUUCUCCUUCACAGCAUAAACAAUCCUUCUCCACCUCACUGGUUGACUAUUCCGACCCUCAAAGGUAAAUACAAAAACUGAUGUGCAAUAGAUCAUGAAGUAGAAGAUCUCUCCUUCAGUCUUGCUGCACAUAAAUGACUGUAAAUAUUACAUUUUCUUGAAGUUUGCAUGUAGAACAUAAAGAGCAGAUCCUACAAUAUGUCAUUUUCUCUUUUUGCAUGUUUUUUUUUCUGCACAGGACCUCAAUUCUCCUGGAAAAGCAAGACAAUGAAACAUUUGGAUUUGAAAUUCAGGUAGGCCUUUUUAUAUUCUUUCAGCACCUGUACAUCUUACGUAAAUCUUAAGCUUAACUCUAUUGUAAGGUGUCAUUUUGUGGAAUAAAUGUAUUUACUUUGUGAUGAACUCUCUGUUAUAGACUUAUGGGCUGCAGCUGAGAGACAGCUCUGCAGUGGAGAUGUGCACAUUUGUGCGUAAGGUGCAGGAGGACAGUGCUGCUGAGAGUGCUGGUCUGACCGCAGGUGAGCCACCCUUAUUCGCUUCGGCACAUACGAAACCACUUGAUCUUGUUACACCUUGCUGUCGAUUUUAGACUCACAGUUAGAGCUCUCACCACAUGUGCACAUAUGUAUCCCACCCACACAUAGACUUCUCAUGCAUCAACACAAUAGAAACACAACUUAACUUCUUGUAACUGAUUUCUUCCCUUAUCUGCAUCCUCAUUUGUUACAGGCGAUAUUAUCAUCAAUAUUAAUGGGGCCAGCAUUGAAGGACUGUCUCAUGAGCGCAUACUUGACCUGAUAAGAGAGUCAACCAACAAGCUGAAGUGAGUGAUGGAAAUGAAGACUUGAUGGAUGUUGAUGUAUCCCCAAAUAUUAGCUGCACAACCUAGAAGUUAAAAAAAGACUUACUUUGGCUUUUUAUUGUUCAAUAAGCAGAAUCUGUUGAAUGCUAAAGCUACACAAAGUCAAGAAGUAAUGACUCUCUCGUUAAAAACUAUGGACUAUUUUUGUUGGACAACCUCAAACAACUUUAAUUAUAAAACCUUUUUUUAACCUUUUGUUUUCUGGUGAUAGUGUUUGUAAAAGUAUGCUUUGUGUUUUUCCAGGAUGGAGACUGUAAGUGGCACUGUCCUGAAGCAGAUUGAGCUGAAGAAGAAGCUGAACGUGCUCAAGGUGUGUCUCUCUCUCUCUCACCCUGCCCAUGUUUGUUGUUGGUUGGCUGUUUGUGAAACUACCAACUGUCACUUAAUCACCCAGCUGGUGAAAAUAACAGCAACACUGACGUGCAUUGGUAAAACACAAGCUGACCUACUGACGUAUAAUACCCAAAUGUGUCUCAAGUGAAUGCAGGAAGAUUUGCAUGUCCUCAUACAGUAGUGUUACUGCUCUGAAUGUGCAGGCUUAGCUGGAAGUAAAACCUGCUUUUUUUCUGUCUAUACAGCAAUCACUUCAAGAGAAACUGGUGGAGCUGCAAGCGCUUACAUUACAGGAAAAACGCCUCAUGCGAGGUGAGAGCCUGCUCAGCUGUCAAACCACAGCACUUCCUUUCUCACAGCGAUUGUCCUCUCUGAAACUUUGUGAUGCGACAUGUAGUGUAAACUCCUGUGAAUACCAAUAAAGGAGUUCCCCAUAAAAUCAAACAUAGAAGCUGCUGAUAAACUUCUUUUGCAGACUUAAACUGCAACUCUUUGUAUGUUUCCAGGUGACAUGAACAGCAGCAGCCUCCAGCUCUCCAUGGACCAUCCAGCCAUGCAGAGCUCCCCUACAACUCGCUUUAGCUGCCGUUUCUCCAGCAGCAGCAGCUUCAGGAGUGUGAUGACUGAUGACAGUGAACAAACCAGUGUGUUCGGGGACCUGUGCUCUCCAAGCCCCAGCAGUGCAGCCAGCAUUUCAGACGAUAGCUGCUUCUUCUCCAGAGAUUUUCACACAAAGGACAGCUCCAAACGGUUUUCGUCCGGCUCCAGCCAUGAUCAUUACAACCAACACCAACAUCUCUGUCGCUCCAGCAGUUCUAGUUUGGCCUCCAGCAGCAGCUCUCUCUCCUCACCGGUCUGGGAGGAAACAAGGAUCUCCUCCUUGUUUGGUACUCUGCCUCGUAAAGGCAGGAAAGCCAGCGUUCGCAAACACAUCUUCAAGUUGAUACCUGGACUCCAGCGAUCAGUGGAGGAGGACGAGACGAUCACUCAGUGACGUAUUGUUGUGAUGCCUCUCGUACCCUCUUGAUACAAAGGGCCGACAAGGUUUCUCAUUUUGUAACAGACUAAAGAGACACUCCAAUGACAUGCUUUAUGUCAGUUAAAGGAACAUUGCAACCCUUUAAAUAAAUAAGGGCUGGUUUUCAUGGAAAGGAGACAGACUUUUUCACAGGAGUGGCAUUAAGAAUGUACAAGCACAUACGAUAAAAGCGUUCAUUUACAUCUCAGUAAUCUGAUCGAUGUUAUAUGAAAGUGUAUAUUGUCUUUUCACUCAAAACAGUUGCAAAACCGCUUAUUGUUUAAUACUUUGGGGUGGCCAGAUUCUAUGAGUGGCCAUGGGACAGACACAAAUGACAUUUUUGCACUUAGCUUUCAAAGACUCUCUGAUUCUCUAAGGUGAACCUGGAUCACUGCUUGGCUUUAGCUUAUUAAGGGUUCAAAACAUUAUGAAAAUGUAACAUGACUUUUCUCUGAAUGUAGCCUGUGCGAAAAGAUUGUAUUGUUUGAUGUAUGAGGUUAUGUUUGCUGCCAGUCUGACUUCAAGACUAAAUCACCGUGAUCAGCAUUAAUCACAUCAGUCUAACCUGCAGUAGCUGAACUUCUGUAGCAACCUUGAAUUUUACUAUAAGAUUUUGUGCAUCAAGUCAGGUAAAGUUUGAGUAUUUCUGUCACGUUCAGGUGCACAACCAAAACCAGAUCUCAUCUCAUUUUAGAUGUCUGCUCAGCUGAAAACAGGAUGUGGGUGUAAGAGGCACCACUGAGAACUGUUUUCAUUUCCAAAAUUAUGCACAAGCUGUAUAGCUCAUAUUUUCUGUGUUAGCUGAGAGACACAGACGCUAUAUUUGAAAGGCUGAAUGUACAAAAAAACGGUUUCACUUGCAAGAAAAUGCCACUUCAUUAAAAAACCUCAUACCUAUUUUUAUUGCAUCAACUCAAGUUUGAAUGCAAAACUUCAAACAUAAUAAACUUGAGAAGUUUUA
Molecule: messenger RNA, 3934 nt
Organism: Xyrichtys novacula (pearly razorfish)
Lineage: Eukaryota; Metazoa; Chordata; Actinopteri; Labriformes; Labridae
Source: the annotation of a GenBank genome assembly